UACAAAAGUAAUACUUAGGGAGUUUUCACCGGUGGUAGAAACUGUUGAUAGAGACAGUAAAGAAGAUGAGAUUUAAAAGCUGUUUUUUCAUCCUAGUUACGAUGUGUUCAAGCAAACUCUUUGCAGAAGGUAAACCUUGUGACUUGCCACAUAUAGAAAAUGGGAAGAUUGCCCAGUACUAUUACAGUUUCAAAAGUUAUUAUUUCCCUAUGCGCAAAGACAAAAAGCUUUCCUAUUCCUGUAUGGUGGGUUAUACAACUGAAACCGGGACUCAAGAUGGGAAAAUAACUUGUACAGCCAAAGGAUGGUCUCCAGUGCCACGAUGCUACAGAAAAUGCAGCAAGCCUCUUUUGGAAAAUGGCUUUUUUUAUGGCACAGAAAUGUACUUCAAAAUCCAUGAGAAAUUGCAAUACAAAUGUAAUCCAGGCUAUCAUACUCCAAGUGGUGGUACUGAAGAUACAGUACAGUGUCAGCCAGAAGGAUGGUCCUUCCAGCCAAGCUGUACUGAAAAAUUCGAGUCAUGUCAAGUGCCAAAUUUACGUCACGGCCGCUACUUCACAGCCCAGAAGGAGCUUCGAGUGAACGAAACGCUGUUGUACCGGUGCGAUGAGGGCUAUCGUACGGCGGGAGGGAGCGCUACAGAGGCAGCAGUGUGUCUGACAUAUGGGUGGGCCCUUACUCCAAACUGCACCAGAAUAACUUGCUCCUCUUUGAGUGCGGUAGCUCAUGGAGGUUUCUAUCCUGUGAAGAAAAUCUAUGAAGAGGGAGAUGUAGUUCACUUCUUCUGUGACAAACAUUAUUCUGUCACAGAAUUUGACUUAAUUCAAUGUUAUUAUUUCGGGUGGCAUCCAGACCCUCCUGUGUGUGAAGAUGUAAAAAAUAAAUGUCCUCCACCCCCACUUCCUCCUCAUGGCCAUAUCACCACAGUUAGGGGAACAUAUCAUAAUGGAGACAAAGUUCGUAUACAGUGCCAACGGACCUUUGAAAUAAGAGGAUCUGAGGAAAUCCAGUGUGAAGAAGGAAAAUGGACACCACCCCCUAUUUGUAUUGGAACUGUAGAUAAACAGGAGUCUGAGGCCCCACCAUUACUGAAGUCAGAUGCAGCAAUAAGGGCAAACAAAACAUAUGGCAAUGAAGAAAUGAAAAUGCAGCAAGACUGUACCUCUCCACCUGUGAUUAAAAAUGGUGCUGUUCUUGGUCCAUUAUUGGCAAGUUACAAAAAUGGUUCCUCAGUAGAAUAUGGUUGUCAGCGUUACCACUUUUUGGAUGGACCUAGGACUGUUUACUGUGAUCAAGGAAACUGGACAGAACAACCAAAUUGCUUAGAACCAUGCACUCUUAAUGUAACUGAUAUGGACAGCAACAACAUAGGGUUGAAAUGGAGACAGGAAGAGUUAAUUUUCCUGCAUGGAGAUCUCAUAGAGUUUGAAUGUAAACAGGGAUAUAAUUUUCUCCACUCUACCAUUCCGUCUCCUGGGAGGACACAGUGUGACCAUGGCAGACUGAAAUAUCCAAAAUGUAUUAUGCAAGCUCCUACAGAAAAAUGUGACUCUCCACCAUCUAUUGCAAAUGGAGCUCUUACUCUCCCUCCACUGACCCAGUAUGACAGUGGUUCUUCAGUUCAGUAUAGUUGCUCUGACUAUCAUUUUUUGGAAGGAUCAGAGACAAUCUACUGUUCCGAAGGGCAGUGGACUUUGCCACCAGUUUGUAUAGGGCCAUGUACUUUGUCAAAAAAUGAAAUGGAGAAAAAUAAUGUGCUGCUGCAAGGCUUCUAUGCAAAUCAGGUUUACUUUUACCACGGGGAUUAUGUUGGAUUUUACUGUAAACAGAACCAUUUUGGAGCAGAAUCCGGUACAACUUUAUUUCAAGUACAGUGUAAGAGAGGACAGCUGACAUAUCCGAGGUGUGUUGAAAGAGGAAAAUAAGUCUGGACUCCAGGAAAGCCUAUAGGAAAGUUAAGUUCUCAUUUCUGUGGUACAUAACUAAGGAAUCUGACUUUGGUCUUGGUAUAAAUCCAUGGAUCAGGGCAAUUCCUGUAACAGUCCAAGUUUUGAGUGUUGGAUGUGCUGCUUCAGACUGGCCUGUUUUAACCAAGGUAAGCUUGUGUCCCAGGGAAGUUUCAACAACUUACAUUGGCUUUAAAAUAUUUCAUGUAAUGAAGUUGGUGGGCCUGAUGCCCAGACUCCUUUCCUUUGAGAAGCUCUGGAUGAAGCAUAAGAAUAUUUGCUAAAUGUAAAAAUACCCUUCUCUUUAAAGAGCAAACUGGGGAAAAGGGAGGGAGAGGGAUUCAAAGUCAGUUGCUGGAACAUCUUUUCGAAGCAGAAUUCGUUUACCCCCACCUGCCACUUCCUCUGAAUAGGCUGGAUGUGUGUCUGUUAGCAGAGGGCAGGAUGAGGCAGACUGCAGGCAUGAAGACAGCAUCUUGUUACUGAAGUUUGAGAAUGCUUCAAGUACUUGAGCUUCAUGCAGGGCUGACGUCACUAAAUCACCCCUUUUA
Molecule: messenger RNA, 2497 nt
Organism: Neopelma chrysocephalum (saffron-crested tyrant-manakin)
Lineage: Eukaryota; Metazoa; Chordata; Aves; Passeriformes; Pipridae
Gene: F13B
Product: coagulation factor XIII B chain
Exons: 12
Coding region: 66-1925 (619 amino acids)
Source: RefSeq, a predicted model, not a curated record